UCGUCUGUGUUUUUCAAUUCUCUUCUGUGUGUAUUUGGAGAAAGGAACAGUCAGUUUUCAACCUCCAAAACCUGUUCAUUUGCUUUUUCUUGCCUCUUAGUAGCCACAAUAAAUCUCAUUUCCUCAUCACAGAGUUUUCACUCUCGCUACUCAUAACCUCUUCAUCCAAAAACAUCUAUAAAAAUUCCUAGAUUUCCAUACAAACUCUUCAUGGCACUGUUAAUUUCCUGCUGCUUGAAGAAUUUUCACUAAGGAAAAAGCAUGUGCAACAUCCUUGACCCAAUUAUGGACAACUAUCAAGGUGAUUUGAGUGACAUAAUUCGUGCUAGUGGUGCAUCAUAUGGCAGUUGCAGCAUGGGAACUUCAUCAUCUAAAGCUUGUGCUCCUUUUUCUCUCGAUCACUGGCAGUUCUCUUCCGUUUUGGAAGGGUUUGAUGGUAACUUUGGUGAUCCAUUCUCAAACACGAGAGAUCCCUUUCUACACCAGCUUGAAUUGCCUGUUUGCUUUAACAGCACAAGUUCUGCAGAAAUUAGCAGUUCUGGGGCAUUGGAAGAAGCAACUUUUUUUGGUGGUGGGGUUGCUGCUAGUAGUAGUAGUAGUAGAAACAGUUGUGUUUUGAAAGAAACGAUUUUUGAGGAUGAUGACACGAGAAGGCCUUGUAAUAGCAUAUUGGCAAACAUGAUUCAGAUCUCUCCCCCCAAUGAUAAGCUACCCAUGUCGCCAUUGGUGGAAUCUUUGUCAAGGGCACUCAAGCCUUCUGGUGUGGUUUUAGGUGAUACCAUGAUUAAUGUGAAGACUUCUGAAGAUGAUUGCUUGGUGGGUAACAACAACACAAAAGAAAUGCAGAUCUCACCUCCACGGAAUCCAUGUCUUAAGAGAAGGAAGAGUCUGGCAAAGAAAUCUAUUUGUGUGCCUGCACCAGCUGCACCGAAUAGCAGACAGAGUGGCGAGGUAGUCCCUUCUGAUCUGUGGGCUUGGAGAAAAUAUGGUCAGAAACCCAUUAAAGGAUCUCCAUAUCCAAGGGGUUACUAUAGAUGCAGCAGCUCAAAGGGUUGUCCUGCAAGAAAACAAGUUGAGAGAAGCAGAACAGAUCCAAACCUGUUGGUCAUUACUUACACGUCAGAGCACAACCAUCCAUGGCCAACACACAGAAAUGCUCUAGCUGGUUCUUCUCGAUCUCAACCUUCAUCAAAAGGCAACAACUUUGGUGCUUCAAAGAAUGAAGAAACCAGUCCCCAAAACAAUGAAGAGCAGCACGAGGAGAGCAACAGUGAUAGCAAUAAUGUGAAUAACAGUGCUUGUGUUCAGGAAGAUGGAGAAUUCAGUGACAUUGGACUCCCUUAUAAGCCAAUAUCCAAUAUGAAGAGCUACCAACAACAAAAACAGCUUGAUCAGGGUUUGUUUGCAGAGUUUGGAGAAAUAGAAAAAGCUCACUCAUUAAACCUAAUGUCUCCACCACAAGGUUUUGAUGAUCACCAAAUGAAAUCCAACGCUUUAGAUUCAUUCCAUAUCUUUGACUGGAGCGCUGAUAACAGCACCGAGUUCCACCUCAUUUGAAGCAUCUAAUUGGAGAAGGUUAUAUAUAUAAAUAUAAAGAACUUGAAUGGGAAGCAUGCAGCACCUUCCUCACAAAAACCUUUUAAUAGGUGCAGGUCAUCAUCGGAUUUCAAAUAUGUCAUGUGGGGGAGAUUUGAGAUCACAAAACCACUUUUCUUGUUUCUAGUUUUUUUUUUUUUUUUCUUUUCUCUUUACCUGUCAUUUCGCAUAGCAGUGAGGGAGGAAAAUUAGUGGAAGAAAAAUGGGAUUGUAUAUGUGGGAGUGCUGCUUGAUGGGAAGCACACAGAAGGAGUCCCACGUUCCCUUUGGAAUAUUGGUGGAUGGGACAGAAAGCUGAGGAACAGAAGAUUUUAACAGUCAAAACAAUUUCUAGAGACUUUAUUCAUUCAAAAUCACACUCAGUAGGUUAAUGAUUAAAGGAUGAGAGCCUAGUCCUUUCAUCUUUUGCAAGUGGGAAAAAUUAUUUUAGGCCUCACCCUUCAUCAUGUGGCUUGUUCUUCAAAAGGGU
This is a messenger RNA of Vigna angularis (adzuki bean), 2065 nucleotides long. Its product is annotated as probable WRKY transcription factor 35. Gene Ontology annotation, molecular function: transcription cis-regulatory region binding; DNA-binding transcription factor activity. Gene Ontology annotation, cellular component: nucleus. The transcript is spliced from 3 exons. The record is from RefSeq and is a predicted model, not a curated record. Gene Ontology annotation, biological process: regulation of DNA-templated transcription. Lineage: Eukaryota; Viridiplantae; Streptophyta; Magnoliopsida; Fabales; Fabaceae. The coding region runs from base 262 to 1557 and encodes 431 amino acids.